AUGAAGAUUCUUUAUAUCGGAGUCCUACAGAAUGCCCAGCAGCCGGCGGUGGAGCUGUGUGCGGAGCGCGAGCUCAGCAGCUACUCGCGCUUCACCAGGGGUAGCAUCAGCGAGUUCAUGACCAUGUUCAGCAAGACGGUCGCCGAAAGAACAAAGCAAGGCCAGAGACAAGAUAUCCAAGAGCAAGGCAAGUAUUUCACAUUCCACGUGUAUGCGCGGACCCAAGGCAUCGCCGGUGUCAUUAUCAGCGACAAUGAAUACCCCUCUCUUGCCGCCCAUCAGAUCCUUUCCAAGGUCCUUGAUGAGUUCCUCACGCUCAACCCCAACGCAGGCACCGCCACCCAGCCUGUCUCCUUCCCCUCCUUGAAGACAUACAUCUCGGCGUACCAGGACCCACACCAAGUGGACAGUAUCAUGAAGAUUCAGAAGGAGCUGGACGAGACCAAGAUUGUUCUCCACAAGACUAUCGAGAGCGUCUUGGAGCGUGGAGAGAAGAUUGACGAUCUGGUUAAUAAGAGUGAGGGGUUGUCUUCGCAAUCGAAGAUGUUCUACACCUCUGCGAAGAAGCAGAAUAGCUGGUAA
Molecule: messenger RNA, 582 nt
Organism: Aspergillus oryzae RIB40
Lineage: Eukaryota; Fungi; Ascomycota; Eurotiomycetes; Eurotiales; Aspergillaceae
Product: palmitoyltransferase YKT6
Exons: 4
Coding region: 1-582 (193 amino acids)
Biological process (GO): endoplasmic reticulum to Golgi vesicle-mediated transport
Cellular component (GO): Golgi apparatus; membrane
Molecular function (GO): SNAP receptor activity
Source: RefSeq, a predicted model, not a curated record